Messenger RNA from Schistocerca americana (American grasshopper), 2293 nucleotides. RefSeq names its product protein MTO1 homolog, mitochondrial. Gene Ontology annotation, cellular component: cytosol. NCBI's taxonomy places the organism in Eukaryota, Metazoa, Arthropoda, Insecta, Orthoptera, Acrididae. The transcript has 13 exons. The coding region runs from base 195 to 2246 and encodes 683 amino acids. The record is from RefSeq and is a predicted model, not a curated record. Gene Ontology annotation, molecular function: flavin adenine dinucleotide binding. Gene Ontology annotation, biological process: tRNA methylation; tRNA wobble uridine modification.
ACUAAUGUAGUCGACGAGUGCAAGGAGUAGUGGGAGUGAAAUGCUUUGCGAAUGUUGUAAUGUGUUUUAACGUUGUUAUAUCAGAGUAGCAGACUAAUCAUAGUUUAUAUAAGAUUUUGUGAUAUAAGUGGUACAUAAAACUGUCUGCAAUGAUCUGUAGGACAUCGUAUAAAUUUAGGGUAUCCUAACCUCCCAUGUCACAUGCCUUCAGGUUUAAUUGUCUUGAAAUGGCUUUGAAUACAUGGAGCAGAUGGAAACAAGUCAUCCCAUAUCUCCGAGUAACAUCAAGAAAUAUAAGUGGAGAAUAUGAAACGAGUAUUUCGUCUGAAAGUAACUAUGACGUUAUUGUCGUUGGAGGAGGGCACGCCGGCUCCGAAGCUUCGGCGGCUGCUGCACGAAUGGGUUGUCGAACGUUGCUCAUAACUCAUAAAAAGGAAACAGUCGGGGAAAUGUCAUGUAACCCAUCAUUUGGUGGUAUUGGGAAAGGACAUUUGAUGAAGGAAAUAGAUGCAUUGGAUGGAAUCUGUGGCUGCAUGUGUGACCUGUCUGGUAUCCAGUACAAGGUACUUAAUAAAAGAAAAGGGCCAGCUGUUUGGGGACCAAGGGCACAAAUAGACAGAGAACUGUACAAAUAUCAUAUACAGAAAGAGUUGUUUCACAAUACACCAAACCUUGAAGUGAUGGUGUCUUCAGUAGAAGAUUUAAUUAUGGAGGAUGUAAACAGUUUGGAAUGUGGAAAUGCUCAGAAAUGUUGUACUGGAGUGAUGCUAAGCAAUGGCACUGAAGUAAGAAGCAAGUCUGUGAUACUAACAACAGGAACAUUCUUGAAAGGACAGAUAAAUAUAGGUUUAGAAGUGAGACCAGCUGGAAGAAUUGGCGAUGCUCCAGCUAUUGGACUGGCGAAAACUUUGGAGAGGCUUGGAUUUCGUAUAGGACGCCUCAAGACAGGAACACCACCUCGUCUUGAUGGAAGGACCAUUGAUUUCUCUGUCUGUGUGAAGCAACCUGGUGACAAUCCACCAAUGCCAUUUUCUUUUAUGAAUGAAUCAGUGUGGAUAAAGCCCGAAGAUCAACUGUUCUGUUACUUGACCUUCACAAAUGAGAAGGUAAACAAAAUAAUCCUUGAGAAUCUUCAUGUCAAUCGGCAUGUAAGAGAAGAAGUCACUGGUCCCCGUUACUGCCCAUCAAUUGAAUCAAAGGUAUUAAGGUUUGGAGGCAAGAACCAUCAGAUCUGGCUUGAACCAGAAGGUCUUUCAAGCCAUGUUGUGUAUCCCAAUGGACUAUCAUGCACUCUUCCUGAAGAACUGCAAGCUGUUCUGGUUUGCCAGAUAAAAGGUCUAGAGAAGGUUAAACUGUUAAGGCCAGGUUAUGGUGUUGAAUAUGAUUUUGUAGACCCACGAGAAUUGUAUGCCACACUAGAAACUCAAAGAAUUAGUGGCCUGUUCUUUGCAGGACAAAUAAAUGGAACUACCGGUUAUGAAGAAGCUGCUGCUCAAGGAAUAGUUGCUGGCAUCAAUGCUGCACUGAAGGUACAAAAGAAACCACAGUUUACUGUGAGCAGAACAGAAGGAUAUAUUGGUGUUUUGAUAGAUGAUCUGACAACUUUGGGGACAAAUGAACCUUACAGAAUGUUUACAAGCAGAGCUGAAUUCAGGCUGUCUCUCAGACCAGAUAAUGCAGACUUAAGACUUACUGAGAAAGGUUAUGAGGCGGGUUGUGUGUCACACCAGAGAUAUCAAAAGAUGUGCAAGACCAGAGAAAAAAUCAAGGCAGCAACUGAUCUUCUAAGAUCAAUAGUGAAACCAUCACACUUCUGGAGAGAGAUAUUGAAGCUACCACCAGCAAAAUCCUCAGCACUAAAAAGUGCUUUUGACGUGAUGGCAAUUCAUGGUGAUAUAAAAACUGCAGAAACCAUAUGUGAAUCAAUGCCUGAUGUACUAGGACAUUUACUAAAUGAUAGAGCGCUGUUGAUGCGUCUUGUGAUAGAAGCUUUGUACGAAAUGGCUAUUUGUGAGCAGAUGGAGGAAGUGGAAGAAAUACGCAGAGAUGAAGCCUUGAUCAUACCAACCAGUAUCAACUAUGCAGCGAAAUCUUUGUGCUUAUCAUCUGAAGAGAUUGAGAAAUUGACACUAGUACAACCAUCAACUAUCGCCGCUGCUAGUCGCAUACCAGGAGUAACACCUUCCACAGUCGUUCGCUUGCUGAAUUAUGUGAAACAGCAAAAUAGUGUGAACUGUCAUGUCUAAUCUGUUGUGAUUGAUAAACAAAUAAAAGCUGUUUGUAGUGCUGUGAA